Silurus meridionalis is the source of this 2285-nucleotide messenger RNA. It is a transcript of the gene ftr86, whose product is annotated as finTRIM family, member 86. Lineage: Eukaryota; Metazoa; Chordata; Actinopteri; Siluriformes; Siluridae. The record is from RefSeq and is a predicted model, not a curated record. Gene Ontology annotation, molecular function: zinc ion binding; protein binding.
AUGGCUGCAUCCGGCUGCCCUCCAGAAGACUUUUCAUGCCCUGUGUGUUUGGAAAUACUGUUUGACCCAGCUACACUUCCUUGUGGUCACACCUACUGCCUUCAGUGCAUCCAGAAGCACUGGGAUAAAGUAUUGGCAAAGGGCCAACACUCUUGUCCUCAGUGUAGACAGGUGUUCAAUCCCAGGCCUUCUCUGGGAAGAAACAACAUGCUGAUAGAAGCCAUGAAGAAACUGAGAGUAGGAGUACAAGACAAGCCCUCACCUGCAGGUUCUUCUUUAACUCCAUGUGCUGUUGUGGCAGAGAACACUUCUCUCCAGCCAGGAACUGCAACGUUUGAUGAAGGACCUAAUGAACAAACAACAGAGCAGGGGGGAUUAUAUCCUCAGCUUCCUUCUACUUUACCCAAUCUGUGUCCAUUACACAAACAGGUCUUGGAGCUCUAUUGCUGUGAUGAUAAAGAGAGUGUGUGUGAUGAAUGUUGCUUUGUAGAACAUAAGGGACAUCGAGUGGUAAAUCCAGAUGAAGAAAAGGAGCAAGAGCUGUCAAAAAGAAAGACAAGUAUACAAAUAAGCAUUCAAGAAAGAGAGAGGAUCAUCCAGACGUUACCAGAGAUUUUUCAAACUAAAAAGACUGCCAUUCAUGGGCUGCAGAUGGAGAAUCUGGAGAUUUUUGGUCAAGUUAUGAAGAGUGUGGAGUUGAUGAGAUCGCAAGUAGCAGAACUCCUUCAAGCUCAUGAGAUGACCUGCUAUAACCGUUUAGAGAGUCACCGCUAUAGACUACAGGAGGAGAUCAGCCGAUUAUACAAGCAAGAUGAUGAGCUUAACAGACUAAAUAACUCUCAGGACUCUAUUCAAUUCCUGAAGACACUCGACACCACAUGUGAUGUGGAUGCGUUUGAAAGUGCACAGCUGGUUACCCCAGUGUCAGUAGAGUCUGGAUUCAGAUCAGCACUUGAAGCUUUCAGCGAAGGGCUUCAUGACUUCUGUAAAGGAAGCUUGGUCAGGAUCUUCAGAGUUGUGAAUGAUGAAACAACAGCAACAGAAGACAAUACUCAAGUAUUAGAGCAAUGCUCUAAUUCCAAUAAUUUGCAGGAUGCGUCACAACAUACUGCUCCUGCAAUGACAUCUAGCAACAAUGCCAGUAAACCCAAAACCACAACAGUUCAGCAUCCUGCAGCGUCCUCUGCAAAUUCGGAAACUAACAAAAAUUCCCAAAGUGAGGAAAAUCCAGCACCCAAAUCAAGGGAAGAAAUGCUAAAGUUCCACUUUGAGCCCACACUGGACCGCAACAGUGCUUAUCGUCACAUCCGCUUGUCUGAUGGAAAUCGAAAGGCCACUCUCCGUGCAGAAAAACAGAAUUACCCAGAGCACACUGAACGCUUUGUUUACUGGAGGCAGGUCAUGUGUCAGGAGCCUUUGGCUGGAAGUCCUUAUUAUUGGGAGGUGGAAUGGACAGGACAGAAGAUCACUAUUGGUGUAACCUAUAAAGACAUCGGGCGCUCCACGGAGGGUGAUGGCUCCAGAUUCGGCCAUAAUGAGCACUCGUGGAGCCUAUACUGGUCAGGCACAGCCUUCUCCUUGUGGCAUGCAGGAAAGGAAACUGUGCUAGCUGCUCCUAAAGCCCGGCGCAUCGGAGUCUAUUUGGAUCAGCAGGCAGGUGUGCUGGCAUUUUACAGGAUCUCUCACAGCCAGGCCUACCAGAUCUGCUGUGUCGAAACUGAAUUUACUGGAGCUCUCUACCCUGGUUUUCGCUUCUGGUCUGGUGUGGGCUCUACCAUUACCAUUUGCCAACUGGGCUAAUCGAUGAAGGUCUUUAUAUGUGAACCUAUUGGACUGAUUCUGCAGUGUUUGUGUCUCCUACUUUGUUUUCCAAUGAAAUGUUAAAGUACAGAAACCUGUGAUUUUUAUGUCAGUAAAAUGAAUAGAUUCACCACUAGGUGCUGCUGCAAACAUACAAAUGAAUGAGACAUACCUUAUGUUAGAAUCUCAGGAACAGAGCAGUCCUGCAGUGAUCACCUCAAAGUUUAUCAAAUACAGGGGUUGGUGCUGGUGUAAUAUUUUGUAAGUAACAACAGAUGGGUGACGAAGGAAAAAUUGGAAAAUUCUGUCUAGUUUCAGUGCGAUUUGGCACAGAUCCUAUAUGUCGAUGUGACUGGAACUAAUUACUGUUUGCAACUAUUCACUGUUUUCUUUAACUGAAAUGUGUUUGUAUAGGAAGUAAAACUGAUGAAUUUGUGUGUUGGAUUGAUUAGUAUAAAAUAAAUAAAAAAUAGGAAGCACUAUUA